AUGCCGGAGCAAAACUCCAGCGAGUUCGACGAACUCGAAUUCAGGAACCUUCCACAUCUUUACCAGCCAGAUGGAAAUGGCUCAAGGAAUUGGCCACGGGAUCCCGCCGUCAGCCGCCACCGGGAUUCAGUGAGGCGCAAAAUUGCUGACUUCUUGUCAGUAAAGACAAGUUAUGGUAUGCAACAAAGGGAAUUUCUGGUCACCAGUUUGGAAGUUGACCUAUUUAUGCAGGCUAGUUCAAAGGAGGAGUAUGCCAAUCCAGAGACAUUAAAUGAUAGGUUGGAAUUUUUACUCCAAUGUAAACAUAAUGCGGCAGAAGGUCAAGACAAAAAUGCAACUUUUAUUAUUUUGGACCCUCCAUCGCCCUCUGGUAUGGAAAUGGCGACUUCUGAAACACCCCACCAACCACUGGUGCACAACAGGUUGGAUGGAAAUAGCACUCGUAUGCUAUCACUGUUAAUUGAUGAGCCUGUGUGUGAGCAAGGGUGCAAGGAUAAACAUCAGCUGGACUUGAAAUCUUCAAAUGGUGUCUGGAAUUUUUCUGAGUUUCAAGAUUCUGCAAAGGCUAAUUUCAACAAGUCUGAUCGGGAUCUGCUCCCCUAUCCGAAACGUACGAAAUUAGAAAAUUCUUGUCUAGUUGCUCCACUAAAAAAUCAUACUUGUUCUUCCAAACCUCCUCCAUCUAUUGAUGAUGAAGCAAUGGAGAAAGAGUUCAGAGAAUCUUUUACGAAAUCUACACAGUAUUCCGUGAGCCUCGGCAAGAUCAGACGCAAUGAUGCACAUGAUUAUAUUAGAAAGACGUCUGAGCCUGCCAUGACUCGUGAGCCGAUGGACAUAGAACUGACUAGUGGCAACAAUACUAGAGUCAAUGUGAAGGAAAUUUCAGAUAUUUUGCCUUUCAAGAGUUCGCCGAAAGAGCUUGGGGUUGAUUGUGUAGCUUCUGAGACACAGAUGAGAGCUAUGUCCAUCCAAACACAGUCAGAAUUAAAAGCUGAGCAUGAAAAAGAAGAAAACACAGGAAAGCCAAGCAUAAAGGCCCAUACCAUCAUUGAAGAUCUCACAACAGAGCAAAUUAAAGAACAUAUCAAAUACCUUCGCCAGUGGACUGAUCAGGAUUUCUUGGAUAAGAACAUACAAGAAAUUGAUAAGAACGCAUGCACACUGUGUGGAAAGUGUUGCAUUUUGCUUGCACCAAAAACAAUAUAUUGUUCUUCUUGUUCUGUUCCCGUCAAACGCAAUGCGAAUUAUUAUUACAGCACACGGAAAGAAAAUUCUCCGCAAUACUACUUUUGCACCAAAUGCCACAAGCUUUCUCAAGGUAGGGAGAUAUUCGUACAUGGAAUAUGCAUUUUGAAGGAAACACUUCAUAGAGGGAAGAAUGAUUCGGAGUUUGAAGAAUCGUGGGUUCAAUGUGAUAAAUGCGAGAGCUGGCAACAUCAAACAUGUGGACUUUUCGAUGGAAAGAUUAAUUCAGGAGCAAACAUUGAGUAUAAAUGUCCCAAAUGUUGGUUGAAAGAAAAAGAAAGCAGAGACUACAAGCUCUCGACUAAAAAUGUGGUUUUUAGUGCAAAGGAUCUGCCGCGGACAAAAUUUAGCGACCACAUUGAGGAGAGGCUCUUUAGGCGUCUCAAACAAGAAAGAAAAGAGAGAGCAAAGGUUGCAGGAAAAUGUUUCAAUGAGGUUGCCGGAGCAGAGGAUCUUACUGUCAGGGUAGUUCUAUCCAUGAGGGAAAAAAUGAUAGUCAAGAAGCAACUUUUGGACAUCCUUGAGGAUGAGAGUUAUCCAACUGAAUUCCCCUAUACAUCAAAGUUAAUUCUUUUGUUUCAGAAGAUUGGUGGGGUUGAUGUGUGCCUUUUUAGUAUGUAUGUCCAAGAGUUCGGGUCGGAAUGCGGCAAGCCAAAUCAACGAUGUGUUUAUAUAUCAUAUCUCGAUUCUAUCAAGUACUUUAGGCCUGUUAUCGGGACCUCAACUGGAGAAGCUCUUCGUACAUUUGCUUUCCACGAAAUUUUGCUUGGUUACCUCGAUCAUGUGAAGAAGAGAGGUUUUGCAACCUGUUAUAUAUGGGCUUGCCCUCCUAUAAAGGGAGACGACUUCUUCUUCUAUUGCCAUCCAGAGACUCAGAAAAUACCGAAGUCUGAUAAACUUCGACAAUGGUAUCACUCAAUGCUGAAAAAGGCAGAAAAUGAAGAAAUUGUGGUCAAUCACACUAAUCUAUACGAUCACUUUUUUAUCCAACAUAAACAAGCUAAGUGUAAGAUAACAGCAGCUCGUUUGCCUUAUUUUGAUGGGGAUUACUGGUCUGGAGCAGUUGAGUAUGUCAUUAAGGACAUUGAAAAGGAAAGCAAGAAAAAGACGAAGAAAGAAAUGGCAAAGGCAACUUUGAAAUCCAUGGGUCAGACAAAUUCUUCUAGUGCUCUCAAUGAUAUUUUACUGAUGCAAAAGCUGGGGCAAAACAUUUUACCUUUUAAAAAGGACUUUAUAGUCAUCCACUUGCAAUUUGUUUGCACUCAUUGUUACGAACCGAUAUUAUCAGGGAAGCGAUGGUUCUGCAAUCAGUGCAAAGAGUUUAAUCUAUGUGAAAGAUGUCAUGUUGUGGAGCAAGAUCUUCAUUCAAACGAGACACAUACUUCAGCUAAAGGGGAACAACAUUUCCUCUCUCAGGCCCUAACGGAUGUGACUCUUGAUACCAAAGAUGAAGAUGUUAUUUUGGACAGCGAGUUAUAUGAGAAUAGGAAUAAAUUCUUAAGCUUCUGUCGGGACAAUCAUUACCAAUUUGAUUCGCUUCGCCGGGCUAAGCACUCUUCAAUGAUGAUGCUCUAUCAUCUCCGCCACCUUAUUCCGCCGACUGUGGAGACUGGUUCUUGUCACAUUCAUAAGUCAACUCAACAGUCUUCUGCAGUUAGUCUUGAGGAAGGGAGUGAAGUGGAACUAUCAGAAAGUUUGAUAAAGAAACUGCUGCGGCUAAUGGAACACGCAAAACGUUGCCGAGGAACCAAAGAAGAACCCUGUGCUUCCAAACAUUGCUACAAUUUACGAAGGAUGUUCACCCAUGCUAAGAUGUGCACAGUUAGAGUCAACGGAGGCUGUACAAUAUGUAAGAAGGUCUGGUAUGCAUUAAAUUUGCACUCAAAGAGCUGUACUGAACAGGAUUGCCUAACUCCGCGCUGCAAGGAUCUGAAGAGAUUUUCCGCAUUAAGAUGCUAGACUUUACCCAAAAAGCUGCAGUUGCAGAAGCACAAAUGGAUGAGGGCGUCUUCCAGCAGAUCAAGCUCAAAACUGAAGUGGGACUUCUUGAAAAUUUUCGUGUAUCUUCUA
Molecule: messenger RNA, 3315 nt
Organism: Morus notabilis
Lineage: Eukaryota; Viridiplantae; Streptophyta; Magnoliopsida; Rosales; Moraceae
Product: histone acetyltransferase HAC12
Exons: 14
Coding region: 1-3204 (1067 amino acids)
Biological process (GO): positive regulation of transcription by RNA polymerase II
Cellular component (GO): histone acetyltransferase complex; transcription regulator complex
Molecular function (GO): histone acetyltransferase activity; chromatin DNA binding; zinc ion binding
Source: RefSeq, a predicted model, not a curated record